AGGGCAGUCUAGGUGGCGAGUGCCAACUCCUGCCCCUCAAGUGCCCGAGGGGCGACAGGGGUUAGGGAGGUAGGGGACCCGGGAGGAAGGCCGCGUUCCUUUGAAAAGUCGUUUCCAAGGGCGGAAUCCUCUCUUCUUAGCAGCCGGGCUGGGGCGGAGGAAGCGUCACCCCACCCAGGCCCCAGCUCCGGGUUUCAGGCCCGGGGCCGACACUGCAGAUCCUGGCUUGCACGGGAGCGCGGCCUCAGAGGCUUGGGCGGUAGGGUGUCUCGGGGUCAGGGGACCAGCUGUUGUGGCUUUGUCCAGGGCUGCAAGAACGCUGACGUGGAGCAGCCCACUCCGGAACCCUCAUGGAGAAGUUUGGGAUGAAUUUCGGGGGCGGCCCAAGCAAGAAAGAUCUCUUAGAGACCAUAGAGACACAGAAAAAGCAGCUUCUCCAGUACCAGGCAAGGCUCAAGGAUGUGGUUCGCGCCUAUAAAAGCCUGCUGAAGGAGAAAGAAGCCCUGGAGGCCAGCAUCAAAGUACUGUCGGUAUCCCACGAGGCAGAUGCAGGCCUCUCAGGUGUGCAGCCUCCGGGUCUCACGUUUCCUGAUUCUGUGGAUGACCGGUGCUCCACUCACAGUGAGGAUAGCACCGGAACUGCCACGAGCUUGGAUACCGCAGCCAGUCUUACAAGUGUCAAGGGUGAAUUUGGGGUUGAAGAUGACAGAGUGGCCCGUGGACCACUUCCUCCAAAGUCUGAAGAGGCCAGUGGGUCAGAGAGUGGCGUUAGCAGUAGCAGUGGGGAUGGGCCAUCUGCGGGUAGUGAGAUAGACAAAAGAGUGCAUCAGCUGAAGACUCAAUUGGCCACUUUGACUAGCUCCUUGGCUACAGUCACUCAGGAAAAGUCCCGAAUGGAAGCGUCUUACCUGGCGGAUAAGAAGAAGAUGAAGCAGGACUUAGAAGAUGCCAAUAAAAAGGCAGAGGAAGAGCGGGGCCGCCUGGAGGGAGACUUGAAGGGGCUGCAAGAGCAGAUAGCAGAAACCAAAGCCCGACUUAUUACACAGCAGCACGAUCGCGCCCAGGAGCAGAGUGACCAUGCCUUGAUGCUGCGGGAGCUACAGAAGCUUUUGCAGGAGGAGAGGACCCAACGCCAGGACCUGGAACUUCGGCUGGAAGAGACCAGAGAAGCCUUAGCAGGGCGGGCGUAUGCAGCUGAUCAGCUAGAAGGGUUUGAACUGCAGACCAAGCAGCUGACCCGUGAGGUAGAGGAGCUGAAAGGUGAGCUGCAAGCCAUUCGAGAGGAGAAGAACCGACCAGAUCCCCGGCUGCAGGAGCUUCAGCAGGAGGCUGCCCGUCUUAAAAGCCAUUUCCAGGCCCAAUUGCAGCAAGAAAUGAGGAAGACAGCCCUUGCAGAGGACCAGCUUCGCCAGCAGUCUCAGGUAGAGGAGCAAAGGGUAGCAGCCCUGGAGAACCAGAUCUCUGAGGUGUCUGAACUGCUGGGCACCUAUGAGAAAGCCAAGCAGAAAGACCAGCUGGCCAUCCAGAAGUUGAAGGAUCGAAUUUUACAGUUAGACUUGGAGAACAAGACACUGGCCCUUGCAGCCUCCAGCCGGUCUUCUCUUGACAUCCAUGGAGACGAAUCCAGUCUGGAUAUCAAUGUCUUGAAGGACAAGAUGGAGAAGCUCAAGAGGCUCCUGCAGGUUGCAGCUAGGAAAAGCCAGGUGACCCUGGAUGUAGAGAAGCUCUGUGACCCUGAUAUAAUGGCCAACUCUGAGGCUGCGGAUGGGGAGAAGGCUACUGCGCUUUACUACCAACAGGAGCUGAAGCAGCUGAAGGAAGAGUUUGAGCGGUACAAGAUGAGAGCCCAGGUGGUGCUCAAAAGCAAGAACACCAAAGAUGGGAACCUGGGGAAGGAGCUCGAGGCCGCACAAGAGCAGCUUGCGGAGUUGAAGGACAAGUAUAUCUCCCUGCGGCUGUCCUGUGAGGAGCUUGAAAGCCAGCACCAGCAGGAGGCUGAGGACUGGAAGCAGGAGCUGGCCCGGCUGCAGCAGCUCCAUCAGCAGGAACUGGAGCGCAGCCAGCUGGACUUCAGGGACCGUACGCUGAAACUGGAGGAGGAGCUACAUAAGCAGCAGGACCGGGCCCUGGCCGUACUCGCAGAGAAGGACUUGGAGUUGGAGCAGCUUCGUUCUGUGGCCUUAUCCUCGGGGUUGCCAGGACGCAGAAGCCCUGUGGGAGGAGUGGGUGGUGGAGGUCUUGGGGACCCGGCCGACCCAGCUUCCUCGGAUAGCUUGACCCAAGCCUUGCAGCUCGCUGCAGCCAACGAGCCCACCUUCUUCCUUUAUGCUGAGCAGUUGGCCCGAAAGGAGGUGGAGAUCACAUCUCUGAGGAAGCAGAAACACAGGCUGGAGGUAGAGGCCCAUCAGCUGCAGGAGAGGCUGCUGGAGGAGGGCGAGCGGCAUCGAGAGGAGGUUGGAGCCCUUCAGAGCCACAUCGAAAAGAACAUCAGGGACCAGAGCAGGGAGGGAGCCAACCUGGAGUAUCUCAAAAACAUCAUCUACCGCUUCCUGACCUUGCCAGACAGCCUGGGCCGCCAGCAGACCCUCACGGCCAUCCUCACCAUCUUGCACUUCAGUCCUGAGGAGAAACAAGUACUAAUGAGGCUCCCAAGUGGUGGGAGCUGGUGGCCUUCUGGCAAGAGAUGAUAAUUUUUUACCAACUCCCGAAAUCUCCGUGCCUCUUUUAUGUGGGAAGGGCAGGCUCGGAUUUCUACGGCCUCUUCUCUUGCAUUCUUAUUUAUUUCUUCACUGUGUUGAACUCAGAGCCGUUCAAAGUAGAAUGGGAUUAUCUGUCAAGUGCCAUUAAUGCAACUUUAUCCUUGGGCUCUUGGGAAACUGCCAAUGUCGAGACAGCAUCUUGUAGCGGUCUGUGUGUGGAGCAGGUUAGGGAGAAAGGCUGGGUGGGGGUAGGAGAUGCAAGUUAAGGAAGUGGUGAGAGUCUUUAUAAACGAGAUGUUUUCUUAUGCUCCUAGCUCAGAGCUAGGAGUAAAUGUGACUCCCAGGGGAGUUCAUCUGACUUUGGAACAUACACAGUAGCUAUGUGUGUAUUCCUUCUCAGUCAGAAUCUGGUCCACUUUUGUCCUAAUUCUCUGGGGACAUUAAAGUCAAGCUGGAAAGAGACCGGGGAGUUAGAAACAGUAAUGGUUUGUCCAAAGGGCUGUGGAAUCCUGAGUUUAUCCCAGAACUUGGAGCUUUGUUUCCAGGAACCAGCUUACCACUUUGUGCCCUCCCAGGGAGGGUCCCAAGCAGCAGUGUGAUCUUAGCGACUUCCAAAUUGGUCCUAUAUGGGCCAGGGCAGGAUUAAAAAUAAACCUCUCCUGCUUAAGGUUGGCCUGAGAGUGUGAGUGAAUGACUUUAUGGUCUUUCCCUCAACAUUGAGCUUGUGUAAGAAAUGAAAUCUUAGCUUCUUUCGGGGCAUUUGGACAGUAAGCCGGGGCCUGCAUGGGUACAAGGAAUUUCUGCCAAGAUUUAUUCCCAGCUGUGUUUGCUUUUGCAAGAACAGGAAAAAGGAGGUAAUUUGCUGCGGAUUCCAAAACACUGUUAGGACCCUCACAGGAAAAGCAAAGUUCAGCUGAAAUACUUUAUGCCCUGUGAUCCUGGCAAAGGUCAAUUCUAUUCUUUUUUCCUUUGGCUAAUUCUAUUCUUUAAGGAAAGUAGCUCUCAGAAAACUUGGGUCAAAGCUCUAUCAUUGCCCAACUCUUUUCUUCGAUUAGUCUGCUCUUCCUGGUUAUAAAGACCUUUGGACCUGAAAGACCAAUGUUUGGCCAUUUAAUAUAUAUCUUUUUGCUAUUUUUAUUAUUGAGAUCUGUUUUGUGAGGGUUUGGGAUGCAGAAGACUUUGAUUAAUGAUGUUUUCAAUGGGAGGAGGUGACCUGAUUAUCUGUGUGAGCAGACUUCAAUGGAACAGAAGUGAUGUCCUUAUGGUAAUAACAAUGGUCAUUAAACCCGAGUGACUUGA
Molecule: messenger RNA, 3998 nt
Organism: Rattus rattus (black rat)
Lineage: Eukaryota; Metazoa; Chordata; Mammalia; Rodentia; Muridae
Gene: Gcc1
Product: GRIP and coiled-coil domain containing 1
Exons: 3
Coding region: 351-2687 (778 amino acids)
Cellular component (GO): Golgi apparatus
Source: RefSeq, a predicted model, not a curated record